This is a messenger RNA of Galleria mellonella (greater wax moth), 3026 nucleotides long. RefSeq names its product serine/threonine-protein kinase PRP4 homolog. The coding region runs from base 415 to 2571 and encodes 718 amino acids. NCBI's taxonomy places the organism in Eukaryota, Metazoa, Arthropoda, Insecta, Lepidoptera, Pyralidae. Gene Ontology annotation, biological process: mRNA cis splicing, via spliceosome; peptidyl-threonine phosphorylation; peptidyl-serine phosphorylation. Gene Ontology annotation, molecular function: protein serine/threonine kinase activity; ATP binding. The transcript has 12 exons. The record is from RefSeq and is a predicted model, not a curated record.
GUCUAAAUUAAAAAUUAUAUUAAAAUAUUUCAUUGAGGUAAUUGUUUUUGUUUUGAUUAUUAUCAAUCGAGACACAUUUUGAAAUUGUGUCGCUAUUUAUUUUUAUAUUAAGUAAACUUGCAAGGCACUUUUGUUAGCAGGAGACAAGUGGCUGGUGUUGUGUCUCAGUAUGCUGUACCUGGCGAAGGGACUCUUCCACAAAGUGGUGCCUGUAGAUCAACAGUUGGAUAUUGACUAUGCUAGGAUAUUCAGAAUGUCAUCAUCAGAACACUUGUUCCGAGUGCCACAGUUGUACACUGCCUCCCGAACUAUGAAUCUUAGGCGACCCGGAGGAGGCUCCAAUAUUCCUAAGUGAAUGGAUGUGUAUAAAUUCCAUCGAUCCAUAGAGCUACAACAUCCAUAAGAGCUACCGACAUGGAUAAAGAAAUAAAAUUAGAAGCAGACAGGUUCGUGUACCAUGAUAGUCUAAAAGAUGAAGACCGGAAGAAAAGAAAGACGCACAAGAAAAGUAGACGGGAGUCUGUCGAUGAGUACGAGAAAGACUAUAAGUCAAGAAGCAGUAGCAAUGGUAGAAGAAGUCACACGAAGAAGUCUCAUGAUAAAGACCAUUCAUUAGACGAAUUAAUGAAGCGGAAAGAACUAUUAGAAGCAUGUCUAGUAGCUUAUAAGUCUGAUAAAAGUGAUGGUGAAACGGAACAGCCAUCACAUAAGAAGAAAAAAGAUCGUGAUUAUGAGUACAGACGGAGCAAUAAACACAUGUCUAUUAAAGACAGAUCAUCAGAACGCGAUAGAUACAAGUGUAAACGAUAUGGGGAAGAUUUAAGACAAAUCAUAAAUAGAGAGCGUAGGAAGGAAAUGGAAAAAGAGAGGGAGUACCGUGAAAGAAAAGAAACGGAACGAAAUCGCGAGAGAGACGUGGAGAGGCGAUCUAUAGAGAUGAAGAGGAAAGAACGGGAGCCUCGAACACGUCAGACGCGAGACCGGUCGCCGAUAGUGCGUCGUGAUCGCGAACGCUCACGUGAUAGAAACCACAGGCGAACCCACAAACAUCAGAAUUCAAUCAAUGAAGUGGCACAAAUAGUUCCAUGUUCAAGUGACGAAGAAUCAAAUUUGGUAAUAAAUACAGAUGAUGAUGAAGAGAUAGAGGAGCAGAUUAUCGAAAAGAGAAGAGAAGAGAGGGAACGACUAAUAAAGAAGCUCCGUGGUAUCAACAAUGGCCCAUUGGAACAACAACAACAGCAGGUGGCAGUCUCCACCUCACCGGAUGUAAAGCCGGACAAUAUGAACUCUGACAUUAAACAGGAUAAAUGUGAAACAAAAGGAGAAAGUGACCAAGAUGAGACCACGAAUUCAGACUCCAAGAGCGAUGUAAGCGGGCUGGCCGGGAAUAUAGACAAUGAGUCCAAAACUAACAUCAAAUUGGAGAAGUCAGUGAAGAGCAAGUCGUGGGACAUGUUCGCUGAUCAGGACAGCUUCAGUGUUGAUACGUCUACAGCUGGAAAACCAAGAAGUGACAAUGCAUUAGAGAACCCUUCAUUGAUAGACAAUUGGGAUGAUGCCGAAGGGUACUACAGGGUGCGAAUCGGCGAGAGUCUGGACGAGCGGUACAAUGUGUACGGUUACACCGGCCAAGGGGUGUUCUCUAACGUGGUGCGGGCGCGGGACCAACGCGCCAACUGCGAUGUGGCCGUCAAGAUCAUCAGGAACAAUGCCAUGAUGCACAAAACCGGCCUCCGUGAGAUAGAAAUUCUGAAGCGUUUGAACGACGCCGACCCCCACGACAAGUUCCACUGUUUGCGCCUGUCCCGGCAUUUCUUCCACAAGCAGCACUUGUGCAUGGUGAUGGAGCCUCUGUCCAUGAACCUCAGGGAGGUGCUGAAGAAGUACGGCAAGAACAGCGGAAUACACAUCAAGGCGGUCAGAUGUUAUACGAUGCAAAUGUUGUCGGCGCUCGAACUGUUGAAGAAAACUGGCAUUUUACACGCCGACAUCAAACCGGACAAUAUACUCGUUGAUGAUAGUAAGCUAACGCUUAAACUAUGCGACUUCGGUUCCGCGUCGUGUGUAACGGAAAACGAAAUCACACCAUACCUGGUCUCGAGAUUCUACCGGGCGCCAGAGAUCAUCCUCGGCUCCGCCUACGAUCACGGCAUAGACAUGUGGUCCACGGCGUGCACUGUAUACGAACUGUCCACCGGCAAAAUAAUGUUCAGUGGGAAAUCCAACAAUGAGAUGCUAAAAUGUUUCAUGGACCUGAAAGGAAAGAUACCAAAUAAAAUCAUAAAGAGGGGACACUUCAAGGGGCAACACUUUGAUGCAAAUUGCAACUUUUUGUAUCGUGAGCUGGACAAAGUGACCGAACGGGAGAAAGUGGUGGUGAUGUCAAAUAUAAAGGCGACGAGACACUUACAAUCGGAGCUGGCCCCGCCGCACGAUCGUCUCCCCCAGCAGGAGGCCAAGAAGAUAACGCAACUCGGAGACUUGCUCGAGCGAAUGCUGACGCUCGACCCUGCCAAGCGCGCCUCCGUAGACCACUGUCUCGCGCAUCCCUUCAUCCAGGAGAAGAUAUAGUUUGUAGCCCACGACCGCUAUAGAGCGGUGCCAUAGACAACCUGUGUUACAUUCAAUGUAUUUUUUUAUUCAACUAUCGUGAUGUUUUUGGUCAUGUAUAAAUAGUGUAAUAGUUUAGCUAGUUUUUAUAACAAAUGGUUCGUUUGUCAUAUUGUAUUAAUCUAGAACAGAGCUGUCCAAACUAGAUAGGAUCUAGGGCCUAUUCCUUUUUCAUUAAUUUUACAAUUUUGUCAAUAUAAACAUCAAUAUCGGUAGUAACUAGAAAAAAUUGGGGGGCCGCAUGUAGCCCGCGGGCCACGGUUUGGACAGCUCUGGUCUAGAAUUCUUCAAACACUGUUUCAUUUAAUUACAUUGAUAUAAGUUCAUGUUUAAAAGUAACUUUAACCUUGGAAAUGUGUAAAAUCAAUACACCUGUUAUUUAGUUAUUAAAUUACUUAAUAAAUUAUUAAGAUAUA